GAGCGUUCCUGAGGUGGAGAACGGUGGCCCGUCGGAGCAAGUUCGAGACUGAGAGACUGGCGGGCGGGCGGGCCGAAGGGCGCCGCCGAGAGCCCGGGAGUCCCGGGGAUGUAGCGGGCCACCCUGCCCAUGCCACAGCGUCCGGCUGCGGCCGGAGCCGGAGCCGGAGCCUGGGGAGGCGGCGGGGGCCCCGAGCGCAGCCAGCGCAGCCCGCGGCCCCCGCGCGGAGCCAGGCCCGCCGCCGUCCCCGCCGCCCCGGCCCCCGGCAUGCAGCUCCGGCUGCGGAGGUGACAUUUCUGGGUCCCCGCCGCCGCCGCCGCCAUCGCCACCAUGGAUGAACAGGAGGCAUUGGACUCAAUCAUGAAGGAUCUGGUGGCCCUCCAGAUGAGUCGACGUCCCCGGGUAUCUGGAUAUGAGACCAUGAAGAACAAGGACACGGGUCACCCAAAUAGGCAGAAAAAACACACCACCAGCAGCUCAGCCCUUCUGAACAUGCCCACAGUAACAACAAGCUCAUGUGCAGGGGCCAGUGAGAAAAAGAAAUUUUUGAGUGACGUCAGAAUCAAGUUUGAGCACAAUGGGGAAAGGCGAAUUAUAGCAUUCAGCCGGCCUGUGAGGUAUGAAGAUGUGGAGCACAAGGUGACUACAGUAUUUGGGCAACCUCUUGAUCUACAUUACAUGAACAAUGAGCUCUCUAUCCUGCUGAAAAACCAAGAUGAUCUUGAUAAAGCAAUUGACAUUUUGGAUAGAAGCUCAAGCAUGAAAAGCCUUAGGAUAUUGCUACUGUCCCAGGACAGAAAUCAUACCAGUUCCUCUUCCCACUCUGGAGUGUCCAAACAGGUUCGGAUCAAGGCUUCUCAAUCUGCAGGGGACAUAAAUACCAUCUAUCAACCCCCUGAGCCCAGAAGCAGGCACCUCUCUGUCAGCUCCCAGAACCCUGGUCGAAGCUCACCUCCCCCUGGCUAUGUGCCUGAGCGACAGCAGCACAUUGCCCGACAGGGAUCCUACACCAGCAUCAACAGUGAGGGAGAAUUCAUCCCAGAGACCAAUGAGCAGUGUAUGCUGGAUCCUCUGAGCAGCGCUGAGAAUUCCUUGUCAGGAAGCUGCCAAUCCUUGGACAGUCCAUCCUUUCGGAAAUCACGAAUGUCUCGAGCCCAGAGUUUCCCAGACAACAGACAGGAAUACUCAGAUCGUGAUACCCAGCUCUAUGACAAAGGGGUCAAAGGAGGAACCUAUCCCCGGCGUUAUCAUGUGUCUGUGCACCACAAAGACUACAAUGAUGGUAGAAGAACAUUUCCCCGAAUACGGCGACAUCAAGGCAACCUAUUCACCCUGGUGCCUUCCAGCCGUUCCCUGAGCACAAAUGGCGAGAACAUGGGUCUGGCUGUGCAAUACCUGGACCCUCGUGGGCGCCUGCGGAGUGCAGACAGUGAGAACACUCUCUCUGUGCAGGAGAGGAGUGUACCAACCAAGUCUCCUAGUGCCCCCAUCAAUUGGCGCCGAGGGAAGCUCUUGGGCCAGGGUGCCUUCGGCAGGGUCUAUUUGUGCUAUGAUGUGGACACAGGACGGGAACUUGCUUCCAAGCAGGUCCAGUUCGACCCAGACAGUCCUGAGACAAGCAAGGAGGUGAGUGCUCUGGAGUGUGAGAUCCAGUUGCUGAAGAACUUGCAGCAUGAACGCAUUGUGCAGUACUACGGCUGCCUGCGAGACCGUGCUGAGAAGAUUCUGACCAUCUUCAUGGAGUACAUGCCAGGGGGCUCAGUGAAAGACCAGCUGAAGGCCUAUGGAGCCCUGACGGAGAGUGUGACCCGCAAGUACACACGGCAGAUCCUGGAGGGCGUGUCCUACCUGCACAGCAACAUGAUUGUGCACCGGGACAUCAAAGGAGCCAAUAUUCUCCGAGAUUCUGCUGGCAAUGUGAAGCUUGGGGAUUUUGGAGCCAGCAAACGCCUACAGACCAUAUGCAUGUCGGGAACAGGCAUGCGCUCCGUCACUGGCACACCCUACUGGAUGAGCCCUGAGGUUAUCAGUGGUGAGGGCUACGGAAGGAAGGCAGACGUGUGGAGCCUAGGUUGCACUGUGGUGGAGAUGCUGACAGAGAAACCACCUUGGGCAGAGUAUGAAGCUAUGGCCGCCAUUUUUAAGAUUGCCACCCAGCCCACCAAUCCUCAGCUGCCCUCCCACAUCUCUGAACAUGGCAGGGACUUCCUGAGGCGCAUUUUUGUGGAGGCUCGUCAGAGACCUUCAGCUGAGGAGCUGCUCACACACCACUUUGCACAGCUUGUGUACUGAGCUCUCAAGGCCACACUGCUGCCGGCCACCUCCUCCUGUGUGGGCAAGGGGCUGCUGUGGGGCUCAGUGAAGUUGCUGCUUCUCCCAGGCAAGGCUGUGUAUGGUGGAGCUGCAGUCCAGCCAGUGUUCAUCUGUACCCCUUCUGCCAGAGCUCAGAGCCAGGAUGCAAUGGCUACUGUAGCUUCAAGGACUGGGAACCCCUCCCCAGCCUGCCAGACCCAGGAUCCCCAGUAUCCUAUGUUCAGCAUGGAGGGGACAGGGCUGGGAACAGUGUGCAAGAUGGCCGUGGGCCCUGCCCGCCCCUGGGAUGUGCCCUGACCCUGCAGUCAGCACUGAAGUCUGGAGAUGCUGGGGCACAGGACUGAUGCAAGGGUAUGAAUAGUGUUAUUUUCAUUCAGAGUGUUACUGUUUUUUCUCCCAGUGUCAAGACCACCAUGGUAUCUCUGGGCUGGAUGAGCCCUCACAAGCCUAAAGUAAAGCCCAACAUCCUCCAACCAACAGAAGGCAGGGGCCCAGGCUGCCCGCCCUCACCCUUAGAGCCCCCAGGUCACUUUGCCAGUCCUGUCCUUUACCAAAGAUGAAUGAAGCAAAUGUAUACUGCCUUAUUCAGGGAAGGAGGAGCCUGCCCUGCCUGCCCCUGUGACCUUGUCCCCCCAAGCAGGGGUCUGAGAUGUGGAACUGCCCCCUACUGAGCGGGGAGACCCAGUUUUGUCAAUGCAAUUAAUUGUCUCUGUUUUACAACUUGGAGUCACUCUUAUGCUGUAUCCAGUUUUGCAACUGGAGACUGUACCCUCAGGGCUCUGAGUGCUUGUGUGGGCCUGGGCCUUGAGCUGGAUUGGAAGGAGCUGAUGAGAUGGCCUUUGUGCUCCUUGCCUGGCAUCUGCUCCCCAAGUGCACAGAGGUGGACAAUAUUGCAAGGGCAUAUGGCACAGCUAGGUGCCUAGAGUUCCACUGGGCCCAUCAGGAGGGAUUAUCUCUGGCAGUCUGAGUUGUGAUCUUGCCUGGCCAGAGCCCACUCCACCUGGUAGAAGAGAAAGCCCCUGUGCUGCCACCAACUGUCCUAUACCACCAGCUCUGUGUUUCCUUAGCUCUGCCCCUUCCAGUGAGUUCUCGGCCCCUUUCCUACCUGGAGGAAGAAUGGCAACAGGGGUCAGGGAAACAGUAUCUCCAAGCAGCUUAGAGUCGGCCGAAUUUACCUCAGCCUGGGCGCUGGUCCUUUCUUCCGGCCCCUCCCUUCCAAAAUGUGCCUAUUGCUAGAGCUCCUCCCUCCCAACUUCCAGUUUCCUUGGGAGUUGUCAUUAAAGGAAAAAAAAGUCAAUGCCCAGGAAUGGGCGUCUCCAGGGAGCUGGAGACUAGCACCAGGCAGCUCAUUGCCAGCCAUGCCCACUUCCCUGUGGGCUAGAACAAGCCAAAGCCUUCGUUGUAUGUUGACGAUGCACUUUUAUGAAUGUAGUUUCUAUCGCUGUUUUUUAGCCUUUUCACAUCAUGUAAUGUGAGGCCUUGUACUUGUUAAUUUAUAUCUCAGAUCAUAUUUGAUGGUUUUUAUAUAUAUCAAUUCUAGACUGUUACAGGUGAUGGACGCCUCAAGAGAGAAGAGAAAAACGGAAGUAGCUAGUUUUACAAGAAAUGUGUGUUGCACAGUGCCAAUUGGGGCUGGGCCCUUGUACCAUCCCCACUCCCCCAAGGGCCUCUAUCAGAUCACCCGCUGAGGCUGGUGAGCCUGAGAGUUCACCAAGCAUCUGCUCCUGCCUGCAUCUCAGCCCUUGCUCAGGGUGGUGACUGGUCCUUCAUCUCGACCAAAGCUGCCAGUGGUAGCUCGGCCUCUCCACAACCAUCCUGAUGGCUGUAGCACUCCUCAGCCCAUUCCCCAAGAGGAAAUAGAGUGUGGUGCCACUGACAAGAUGAGACGACACUGCGCUUUGUGUGUCCCAGCUUCAGGCUCUCACGGAGCCCCGCCCCCAGGGUCUUACCUCAUAGGGAAAUGUGUUUUAAAACCAAAUUUUCAAAAAAGCCAACAAAUCCUGCACUCCAGAAAACAAAAGCACCCUGAUUUUUUUGUGUGUGCCAAAAACUGUGGACAUGAUGGCUCAGCAUCCUCAGGACCAAGCUGUUGCCUAAUUUUAAUUUAUUGUUUCUUAUUAACUCAUCAAGAUAAAAAGUUGUGGGGCUCUACAAGGUCCUGGACUCAAAGCAGUUUCCUAACAGCUCUAGGGCUUGAUGUGGGGAAGAGGCCAUUCUGCUAGUUUCUUAUCAUUCCAUGGGGUGCAUCUGCCCAGGUCAACACCACACAAAAGGCCCAGGGCUGGAUCAGUGUGCAUCCUGCCACCCUUUUACCCCUCCAGCCCACCCAGCUCUGUGUCUGAAUUGUGGACCAUGCAGAAGAACCUGCAGCCAUAGUUAUCUGACUAUACUUUGACCGAGUGCUUGCAGUGCAAAGCCAGGCCAGUGUCACACAUUACUUACAAUAAAAGGGAUCAUUUAUACCAGA
Molecule: messenger RNA, 4780 nt
Organism: Dipodomys ordii (Ord's kangaroo rat)
Lineage: Eukaryota; Metazoa; Chordata; Mammalia; Rodentia; Heteromyidae
Gene: Map3k3
Product: mitogen-activated protein kinase kinase kinase 3
Exons: 17
Coding region: 331-2292 (653 amino acids)
Biological process (GO): protein phosphorylation
Molecular function (GO): protein binding; ATP binding; protein kinase activity
Source: RefSeq, a predicted model, not a curated record